CGGGACUGAGCCUGCCUCCUCUUGGACUGGCGUCUUGACCAAAGGCCAACGUCCCCUGGAAGGCCCGGCCCUCGGGGCAGUGGACUCCAGCCCUGGGUCUCAGGGGCUGUCACGGGAGUGUGGGCGCGCGGUGGGAGGAGGGCGUCGUGAGCCGGGCUGGCUGAGUCGCCACCCCGGGAACUCCGGGCACCGACCGCGACGGCUCAUGUGGGAACGCAGCUGUUAUUUCUGUCCUCCCGGGGCCAGUCCGCUGGCCUUACCGACCGGCGGGAGGCGCCACCACGUGUCUGUCUGGUCCACAGGUGGACCCGAAACCAACGGUAAACAAGAACUUCUAAGUGCAUCCACCAGGAAGUUACUGCAUAACCAGCUGAGGGCAAGGUGGUCAGACUUCCAGUCAAGACGGAGGUGUAGGUAGACACACUUCACCCCCUCGAGCAACCACAGAGAGAAGUACAACUAAACGUCAAAACCAGUAACACCCAGAACUGUCAGAAAACCAAGCCGUGUGGCAGUAUGACAACCAGGGCUUUAAAGGAGCCAUGUUCACCCAGACAGGCCUGUAGAGAGCUUCCGUAAAAAGAACCUGAGCUGCACAAGGGGACAUCUGGAGGCAAGGUCUCAACGGGCUGAAAACAAGAAUGCUUCGUAGAGCGGCAGUGCACUCUAUGCGUUGGGAACCUCACCCAAGUCCCAGCCUCACCAGGGUCCCGGCCCCUCUGGAGUCCCAGCGCCCCCACCUUGCUGCCACCCCACAGCCAUGCAGGGCGCCUGGGUGCUGCUGCUCCUGGGCCUGAGGCUCCAGUUCUCCCUCGGCGUCAUCCCAGCUGAGGAGGAGGACCCAGCCUUCUGGAACCACCAAGCAGCCCAGACCCUGGACGCCGUCAAGAAGCUACAGCCCAUCCAGACGGCCGCCAAGAACCUCAUCCUCUUCUUGGGGGACGGGAUGGGGGUGACCACGGUGACAGCAGCUCGAAUCCUAAAGGGACAGAAGAAUGGCAGUCUGGGACCCGAGACGCCCCUGGCCAUGGACCAGUUCCCAUACACGGCUCUGGCCAAGACAUACAAUGUGGACAGACAAGUGCCAGACAGCGCGGGCACGGCCACAGCCUACCUGUGUGGAGUCAAGGCCAACUACCAGACCAUCGGUGUGAGCGCGGCAGCCCGAUAUAACCAGUGCAACACCACAUGGGACAACGAGGUCACCUCCGUGAUGCAACGGGCCAAGAAUGCAGGGAAGUCAGUGGGCGUGGUGACCACAACCAGGGUCCAGCACGCCUCUCCAGCCGGCACCUACGCACACGUGGUGAACCGCGAGUGGUACUCAGAUGCGGACAUGCCCCCAGAGGCGCUGAAGGAGGGGUGCAAGGACAUCGCCACGCAGCUCAUCUCCAAUGUGGACAUUGACGUGAUCCUGGGUGGCGGCCGCAAGUACAUGUUUCCCAACGGGACCACUGACCCCGAGUACCCCGGUGAAGCCACGCAGAGCGGGGUCAGGCUGGACAAGCGGGACCUGGUUCAGGAGUGGCAGACCAAGCACCCGGCUGGCCGGUAUGUGUGGAACCGAACGGCGCUCAUCCAGGCCUCCCAGGACGCCUCUGUGACCCACCUCCUGGGCCUCUUUGAGCCCGAGGACAUGAAGUACGAGGUGUACCGAGACCCCGUGCGGGACCCGAGCCUGACGGAGAUGACGGAGGCGGCCUUGCGCGUGCUGAGCAGGAACCCCCGAGGCUUCUACCUCUUUGUGGAGGGGGGUCGCAUUGACCAAGGUCAUCACGCAGGCAAAGCUUAUCUGGCACUCAAUGAGGCUGUCAGUUUUGAUGACGCCAUUAGCAAGGCCAGCCAGCUCACAAGCGAGAAGGACACACUGACCCUCAUCACCGCCGACCACUCGCACGUCUUCACUUUUGGUGGCUACACUCUGCGUGGCAGCUCCAUUUUCGGUCUGGCCCCUUCCUUGGCCUCAGACAACAAGAGCUACACCUCCAUCCUUUAUGGCAAUGGCCCCGGCUACGCCAUCAGCGGGGGCUCCCGGCCCGAUGUCAACGACAGCGUGAGCGGGGACCCGGAGUACAAGCAGCAGGCGGCCGUGGGCCUGUCGUCCGAGACCCACGGCGGCGAGGACGUGGUGGUGUUCGCGCGCGGUCCGCAGGCGCACCUGGUUCACGGCGUGCAGGAGCAGCACUUCGUGGCGCACAUCAUGGCCUUCGCCGCCUGCCUGGAGCCCUACACGGCCUGCGGCCUGAGAGGUGCGGCGCGCCCCGGGCCCUGUGGCAACCCCUCGCUGGUCCUGCUGGCCGGGGCGCUGCUGCUGCUGCUGCUGCUCGGGACCGGGACCGCGAUGCCCUGACCGCUCCCCGGACCCCGCCCCCGGAUCCCCACUCCUCCUGUGCCCCCAAUCGUGGUUCUGCUGCACCCGUGUCCAAAGCCUCCAGACCCAGGACCCACCUUGGGCCCCUAGGUUCUGACCUUCACAUGUUGGCAAUAAACGGGCCUCAGCUGGUGUGGCGCUGACCCCACCCCACCCCACCCCACCCUGCUGCGGCACCGGACCUUGGGGCGCCCUGAAGGCUGAGGCAGUGAUGUUCCUGUGGCACCCAGGGCCAUCGAGGUCUUUGGGGCUCUCCACCCCCAAGCUAGGUGGCCUGACAGUGGCUGCCUGGCACCCCGCAGCCAGUGAGGGCACCUUGUUGGUGAUGGAGGCUGCUGGGGUCACCUGUUUGGGAGGUGGGUUGGGGGAGGGGCUUUGACAGUGUGGAGGGCAAGACCAGUAAAAUGGCAUUGGUCGGGUUAAGACAGCAUGAAGCAUACAAAAUAAAGUGGAGUCGCUUAUGCUAACUGAAACGGCUGUCUGUCGGCCAUGACACUUCGGUUCCCGAGGAAAAUUCCCUAAGUCAGAGUAAGCGCUUGUGGCAAGGAGACAGGUCUGCCCACGUGGUCGGAGCAUAACUUUGUGGCAAGGAAGUGCCGCAGGUUCGAUUCCCAGUCAGGGUACAUGCCUGGGUUGCAGGCAACCUCAAAUUGAUGUUUCUCUCUCUCUCUCCCUCCC
Molecule: messenger RNA, 3049 nt
Organism: Phyllostomus hastatus (greater spear-nosed bat)
Lineage: Eukaryota; Metazoa; Chordata; Mammalia; Chiroptera; Phyllostomidae
Product: intestinal-type alkaline phosphatase-like
Exons: 15
Coding region: 761-2350 (529 amino acids)
Biological process (GO): dephosphorylation
Cellular component (GO): plasma membrane
Molecular function (GO): alkaline phosphatase activity
Source: RefSeq, a predicted model, not a curated record